Messenger RNA from Drosophila serrata, 326 nucleotides. RefSeq names its product histone H2B-like. The record is from RefSeq and is a predicted model, not a curated record. Lineage: Eukaryota; Metazoa; Arthropoda; Insecta; Diptera; Drosophilidae.
AUGGAGGUCGAUACUCAAACUAACAAGCGACACUACCAGACAUCAUCAGAUGACAACAGCGAUGACGACUACGACCUACUACCAGUGAGGAAGAAGAAGACCAGGAUGAAGUUUGUGAAUGACAUCUUCGAGCGUAUUGCUGCCGAGGCUUCUCGUCUGGCGCACUACAACAAGCGCUCUACCAUCACCAGUCGGGAAAUCCAAACUGCUGUUCGCCUGCUCCUGCCCGGAGAGUUGGCUAAGCACGCCGUCAGUGAGGGAACCAAGGCUGUCACCAAGUACACCAGCUCCAAGUAAAUUUUCUCGCAGAUGCGGAGGAACAUUAA